This is a messenger RNA of Aspergillus homomorphus CBS 101889, 1770 nucleotides long. RefSeq lists its product as uncharacterized. The transcript has 3 exons. Lineage: Eukaryota; Fungi; Ascomycota; Eurotiomycetes; Eurotiales; Aspergillaceae. The record is from RefSeq and is a predicted model, not a curated record. Bases 112 to 1359 code for a protein of 415 amino acids.
CAUCAUCUUACUUUUAAUUCCCAUUUUCUCUCAUCCUCUUCCAUCAUCUACAUCAUCUACAGCCUUCUUCUCAUGCGCUCUAUACUGACAAUAUAGACCUUCGUCCUAGUUAUGGCUGAGUCACCGAUCGAGGCCCUGCCAAUAGAGCUACGAUUUAGCAUUCUACACUUCAUCGACGACUUCAACACACUAGAUUCGCUGAUCCUCACGUCACACGCGUUCUACGAUGCUUUUAUUGCGGAUCGCCAUAAGCUCCUUUGGAAUCUAGUGAAGCUGCAAUACAAUGGGCUUGUGAACCACGCAGAUGCAAUCGCAGCGGUCCGCUCUAAAGGCCUCCUCGCCUGCGAGCCAUUCAACAAAGCGAAGAUUAUUGCUCUGCUCGACCGUCGACGCCGCAGCGACGAAAUCCGCCGUUUGAAGACAUCCUCGUCGGAUAUCCCGCCUGAUGAGCCGGCCGACGUCAACGAAAUUGUUGAAUUAUACAAGCUACAUCGAGCUUCGAUCUUCUUUCUAGAUGACCUGUGCAAGACUGCUAAGUGCCCGCCUUGGAUGAACCCUUCUCAGUGGAAAGAUGGGAUUCUUCCUUUGAAGCUAUCUGAAACAGAGACAAAGCGUAUUCUUCGCGCGUUUUAUCGACUGCAGCUCUAUUGUAAUCUCUUCGGCGCCCUUGAGCGCUCCGUACAAGACAAAUACUCUGCAUUUGGCAACCCGUGGCAAUUCUGGCGAAUUUGCCACCCAGAUCUAUCAGAGGCGGACGCCUUCUCCGAUGAGGAAGCAUGGGACGUCCUCUUCGCUACGAUUGCUCCUUGGGAGCUUCACGAGCUUGGAUGUUUCUGGUACAUGGUCUAUAAUCGAUGGGAAGAGCCUUGGUCUGAAAUUAUAGACCGCUUGCGGCCGUUUGGUCCCUGCUCUGUAGAGGAGAUGGACCUGAAGGAAAAGGUCGAGCCACCCCUUUACCCACCCGGCAGCGACACGAGCAGCUUAAGAUCAACGUGUGGAGAUUAUCUCACCUCAAUUGGACCGAUGUUUCUGGUGCAAACUCUUCGUGAUGAAGACUCCGAGUAUCGAAAAGACCUAGUAUGGGCCAAUUCCCAGGAUUGUGGCGAAGAAUACUUUCCGCAGAAUUGGCCGGUGUAUGUAGAAGACGUCAGUGAUUUUCACCUUUGUUACCCCGCGGACCAAUUCCAGGUCGACGGACACUGGGAUGCUUUACGGAAGUCACUGUCUACGAUGGAUCCCAACUUUCCGGGGACCUACGCCGAUGCUUAUAAUUCUGGGUACUACCCUGACUGGGAAUGGGGAUCCGCUCUUUGGGACGAUGACAGAUUGAGGGAAUGGAAAGCACCUGAGGUUGAAUGACAACGGAGGGCUUUGGGGCUCAUAAUGUAGCUUCUCCACACCGCGCCAGUUUCCUCGUGGAUAUCACAUACAUCACAUCAUGUUCGCUUAUCUACGCAGUGGGGCAAUUGUGAAUUUAUUCUCUUUUUCACCAGCCAAAGCGUUUGUUUCUCAACCUAUCACGCUACCUACACUAUGUUUUCUGAUUUCUGUGCUCCAUUUUUUUGUGCUCUAUCUGUCUCUUCCUUUGUUUUUAAUAGCCAGGGAGCUCAAGACUACAUAGUUUGCUACUCUAUCGUGUCUCUUUCCAGGCAGACAUACGUGUUGCUGUCAUUUUUUUCUCACGGAUGACGCCAGUUCACUAGCCACGCUGAUCAAGACUGUCAAAUAAUGACUCAGACGCUUACUUCCCAGUUACUUUCAGAUACUAGU